UCAUGCUGAUAGCAGAGGACAGGGCCGGAUCUAGCCUGUCUGAUGUGGGGGUGCAAUUAAAAAUGUCAGGGGCACAGAGGAGGUCAACAAGGGCAGUGUACAGGGGGUCAGCAGAGCAGAGGAUAGGGUCAAGAGUUUGUAGGGUAGUGUACAGGGAUCAGCAAGGAAGAGAGGGAUCAGCAGAUCUGAGGAUAGAGGACAGCGGAGCUGAAUCCAGGGGUCAGCAGGGUGGAGGACAAGGGUCACAACUGGCAGGGCAGAGGACAGGGGUCACUGCUGGCAGGGCGGAGGACAGGGGUCACUGCUGGCAGGGCACUGCUGGCAGG
Molecule: messenger RNA, 326 nt
Organism: Staurois parvus
Lineage: Eukaryota; Metazoa; Chordata; Amphibia; Anura; Ranidae
Source: the annotation of a GenBank genome assembly